GCACCCGCAGAAUGGGUUUAAGACCGUUCCUCUCCGCGUCUCCAAUACCCCGAUCACUUCCCGCCUAGGCAUUCCCUAACUUCAGUCGCAACUCGCAACUUCCAAAGAGCAAAGCCAUACUGAUCCUCAUCUUGGCCAGCCACAGCAAACCGCAGAGAUGCCCGUCACAGAGUUCGACUUCAAAGAGAAGUACCAAUACCAAAAUGGCUUCGAUUGCUAUUUUGAAACCGAGGCUGUCCCGGGCGCCCUCCCCGUAGCGCAGAACUCGCCGCAGAAGCCGCCCCUAGGGCUGUACGCCGAGAAGCUCUCUGGCACCGCCUUCACCGCGCCGCGCCACGAGAACAAGCAGUCCUGGCUGUACCGUAUCCUGCCGGCCUGCUCGCACCCGCCGUUCGCCGCCGCGCCCGCGCCGAACGAGUCGCUCGGCCUGGGCGGCGAGCCCUUCCGGAAGAUGCACCACAUCCCCAACCAGCUGCGCUGGGACCCCUUCGACCACGAGCCGGACAGAGACUUUGUGAGCGGCCUCCACCUCGUCGCCGGCGCGGGGGAUCCGACGCUCAAGCAGGGGUGCGCCAUCUACGUGUUUGCGGCGGGACGGUCGAUGGGCGAGCGCGAGGCGUUCUACUCGGCCGAUGGCGAGCUGCUGAUCGUGCCGCAGGAGGGCGUGCUGGAUGUCCGGACCGAAAUGGGCUGGUUGCUGGUGCGGCCGAUGGAGAUCUGUGUCAUCCCGCGCGGGGUGAGGUAUCAGGUGCGCUUGCCCGCGGGCCCGGCGAGGGGCUAUGCGCUCGAGCUGUUCCAGGGGCGGUUCAUCCUGCCGGAGCUGGGGCCUAUCGGGUCGAAUGGGCUGGCGAACGCGCGGGAUUUCCAGGCGCCGGUGGCGAGCUUUGAUGAGGAUUGUGGGACGACGGCGUUCGAUGGGCCGAAUGAGUACACGGUUACGGGCAAGUUCAACAAUGCGCUGUACAAGACGGUGCAGCGGCAUACGCCGUUUGACGUGGUCGCCUGGCACGGGAAUUAUUACCCGUACAAGUACGACCUGGGCCGCUUCAACACCAUCGGCACCAUCUCGUUUGACCACCCGGACCCCAGCAUCUUCACCGUGCUGUCGGCGCCAUCGGACCACCCUGGCACGUCUAUCGCGGAUUUCGUCAUCUUCCCGCCGAGGUGGCUGGUCGGAGAGGAUACCUUCCGCCCGCCGUGGUACCACCGGAACACGAUGAGCGAAUUCAUGGGACUGAUCCGCGGUGGGUAUGACGCCAAGAAGGGCGGCAAGGGCGGGUUUGUUCCGGGCGGUGCUAGUCUGCACAACGUCAUGAGCGGGCACGGGCCGGACGUCGAUAGCUACGAGGGCGCCCGAAAUGCGGAACUCAAGCCGGCCAAGGUGGGCGAGGGCAGCUGCGCGUUUAUGUUCGAGAGCUGUCUGAUGGUUGGCGUGACGGAUUGGGGCUUGAAGACAUGCCAGAAGGUGCAGGAGACGUAUAACGAGCACAGCUGGGGCGGGGUGAAGGUGCACUGGAAAAAGGAGGCGAGUGCUUAGGGGGGAGGGGUCCUGUCUGCCGGUAUCUGCGUUACCUGUAGCGAGCCAAAAGACGAUGCCGGCUAGCCAUUUAGACCAUCCGGAAAGCGGAACUCUUGCAUCUCAGAUGCAUGGCCGGUUGAUGCGAUCCUUUGACGCCGAAUCGUCCGAUACCACAAGAUAUACUGGGGCCGAGGUCAUGCUUCUUCACUCAGCAUCAUUAUAUUAAGUUUAUAAGAGCCUACAGCUGAGAGCUGACGCUCAGAUGUCGUUCCCAAUCGCGACUCCGCCUCAAGAGAGUCUAUCACGAAAGGUUCACUGGUGAUCCGAAAUAUGCAAUGCCGUCUGUGUGGUUGUUGCUCUGGUGUGUCACGGCGUUGAUGCCUCGUCCAGCGUGCCGCGGGCGCUCCUGAGGGCUCCUGUCCUCUCCACAUCCAACACCUCCAAUUUCGAAGCUGCUCCGGGGAUGCCUCACAAUGCCAGCG
This is a messenger RNA of Chaetomium strumarium, 2001 nucleotides long. RefSeq names its product Homogentisate 1,2-dioxygenase. Gene Ontology annotation, molecular function: homogentisate 1,2-dioxygenase activity. The record is from RefSeq and is a predicted model, not a curated record. Gene Ontology annotation, biological process: L-phenylalanine catabolic process. The transcript is spliced from 2 exons. Bases 158 to 1537 code for a protein of 459 amino acids. Gene Ontology annotation, cellular component: cytoplasm. Lineage: Eukaryota; Fungi; Ascomycota; Sordariomycetes; Sordariales; Chaetomiaceae.